Aspergillus niger is the source of this 1266-nucleotide messenger RNA. RefSeq lists its product as uncharacterized. The coding region runs from base 1 to 1266 and encodes 421 amino acids. The record is from RefSeq and is a predicted model, not a curated record. Lineage: Eukaryota; Fungi; Ascomycota; Eurotiomycetes; Eurotiales; Aspergillaceae. The transcript has 2 exons. Gene Ontology annotation, cellular component: cytoplasm; nucleus. Gene Ontology annotation, molecular function: mRNA binding. Gene Ontology annotation, biological process: regulation of RNA metabolic process; regulation of gene expression.
AUGUCUGCCUCUCCGUCUGCGUUGCAAUCGACCAAGCGUCCGUUGGAGGACCCUUCCUCUCCCUCCGGUCCUAAUGAUCAGCCGGAAGCCAAGCGUCCUGCGUUGGACAAAGUAGUAAAGGGCGAUGAGUCCGAGGCGUAUGCCGAUGUGAAAACGGAUGCGCCGGCUGCGACUGCUGAUGGCCAGGGCGACACUGUGGUCCCCGAUGCUCCUAACUCCAAGGGCGCUCAGGAGACACAACCCAUUCAGUCGACGGCCUCUCACGCCGAGUCGACCGGUGCCCAAUCCGAGCAACACCGUCCCCAGGAUGAGUCUAGCUGGAUUCACAUUCGGGCUGUAAUCUCCAGCCAGGAGGCUGCCACCGUCAUCGGUAAAGGUGGGGAGAACGUAUCCCAGAUCCGUCGUCUGUCCGGCGCCAAGUGCACCGUCAGCGACUAUUCCCGUGGUGCCGUCGAGCGUAUCUUGACCGUUAGCGGCCCCCAGGAUGCUGCUGCGAAGGCCUUCGGUCUUAUUAUUCGUACCUUGAACAAUGAGCCCCUUGAUGCCCCUUCUACUGCCCAAUCCAAGACAUACCCCUUGCGUUUGUUGAUUCCCCAUAUUCUCAUUGGCUCGAUCAUUGGCAAGGGUGGGAGCCGUAUUCGAGAGAUCCAGGACGCCUCUGGUGCACGUCUCAACGCUUCUGAUGCUUGCCUUCCCCUGUCUACUGAACGGUCCCUUGUUAUUCUCGGUGUUGCUGACGCAGUGCACAUCGCUACCUACUACGUUGCCGUGACUCUCGUCGAGCAGCUGACAGAACGCUUCGGCGGCCCCGCUGCCUCGGCCUAUGCCACCCGCAGCGGCGGUCCUGCUGGCGCUGUGCCUGGCGGCAUGCAGGUUGUGCCGUACGUGCCUCAGCCCGCUGGUGGGCAGUACGGCCAUCCCGACACCUUCAAGCGUCACCACCCUCACCCCAACCGCGGCGCAGCUGGCGGCUAUGGCGUUCCUUACCUCCAGGGCCCGGCAGCGCAAACUCCUGUAGCCCAGCCCUCGAUGCCCUACGGUGCUACUCCCCACACCCCGUAUGCUGGCGCUGGCCCGCACCAGCCCGCGCCCUACGGUGCGCCUCAGGCGGCCGCCGCACAGGCUCGUGGUGGGCCGACGCCUGCCGCUCCCGUCGGCGGUGUCAUGCCCGGCCAGCCACUGACCCAGCAGAUCUACAUCCCCAACGACAUGGUUGGCGCCAUCAUUGAAAGGGAGGAGCCAAGAUCAACGAGAUCCGUCACCUGA